AUGACCGCUUCCCACCCCACCCCCCAGCGCCGCCCGGGCAUCAUGCUCGUGCAACCGCGCCUCAAGUCCCCCAGCCCCGAAACCGCAGCCCUCUUCCUGCGCUGGACUAAACUGCAUUUCCCAGAGCUACUCCACCUGCCUGCCUCCUCGCACGGCAGCGUCACAGGCGCCAUGCGCUUCGUCGCCCCGUCCUCUUCCUCCUCCUCCUCCUCCGCGCAUUCCAAAUACAGCCACGACGACCAAAAAGGCCUGACGCCGUACUUCUACACGUGCCACGUCGACGACAUCGGCUUCGUCCGCAGCCCGCUGUACGACGGCGUGAACCGGCGGCUGGACUUGGAGAAUACACGGACGUUGCGGGAGGGCGAGGUGCCGGUCGGUAGGGAGGGGAGUGUGUUUGAGGUUGUGGAUGCUCGGUUUAAGGUUUAUGAGGUUGUUGAUAAGGGUAUGGGGGGUUUGGGGGCAAGCAACACCAAUAUCAGCGGCACGUUCCAGGACCUCGCGCUCCCGCUCUCCCCCUCGCACGCAGAGACCGGCACGCCGCCGGCAAACUUCCUCAUCGUGCUGUCGGUCAAUCCGAAUCCCGAGGCCGGAUCCACCACCACCGGCAGCAUAGUUCCACCGCACGUGCAGCAGCUCCAGACUUCCCUGCUCUCCUUCCUAGGCGCGAAGCAAGCGGCGCUGAAACUGCACACUUCGCUGUACCGCGACGCGGGCGCGGCGACGCAGCCGGAAGCGCACCCGAUGGUGGAUGCAGCGGCGGCGGGCGAGUGGCUGGUGACGGUGGUGGUGGUUGAUGAAGCGGGGGUGGUUGGGAGAGAGGAUGUUGCGGGGUUGGUGGAGGCUUGGGUGGAUGGUGUGCAGGAAGGGAAGGGGGAUGGGGAUGUGGAGCUUUCGUGGGGAGUUUGGAGCGGCGAUGUGCUUAUGUCUAGGCCACAGGGGGACGGCGGCAGUGAGCCAUGAUAGGUGCCUCGCGUGGUUGAUUGGGCAGGCACUGGAGGAAUAGGGCGGGGUAUUUGGUGCGAGCUUUGGGCGGCAUUGGAUGAGUUUGUUUGUUCUGUGUUGUUGUCUGGUGGGGAGUGGAAAGGUUGGAGAUCG
Molecule: messenger RNA, 1098 nt
Organism: Trematosphaeria pertusa
Lineage: Eukaryota; Fungi; Ascomycota; Dothideomycetes; Pleosporales; Trematosphaeriaceae
Exons: 2
Coding region: 1-963 (320 amino acids)
Source: RefSeq, a predicted model, not a curated record